Molecule: messenger RNA, 6340 nt
Organism: Drosophila rhopaloa
Lineage: Eukaryota; Metazoa; Arthropoda; Insecta; Diptera; Drosophilidae
Gene: CHES-1-like
Exons: 6
Coding region: 293-4045 (1250 amino acids)
Biological process (GO): regulation of transcription by RNA polymerase II
Molecular function (GO): DNA-binding transcription factor activity, RNA polymerase II-specific; RNA polymerase II cis-regulatory region sequence-specific DNA binding
Source: RefSeq, a predicted model, not a curated record
GCUCGCGUGCUUUACGGUUCGAGAUUAACGAGAAAAUCUUGUAAAAAACCUUUCGAAAAAUCAUAUACAAGUUUCAAAAACAAAAUUUAAAAAUAACAAAAUUACAUGAAAAAGCCUUAAAAAUUGCUAAAACUUGUAUUUUUUUGCGUGCCAAUAAAACGACGAUAAAGCUUCGAGAACGCCUUGUAUGGAGGUAUGUGAAUCAACACAAAAUAAAGAUAAAUAAAAGAAAACAAAAUAAUUAAAAGCGGGCCAUACAAAAAAUAACAAAGUGUGUGUUGGUGUUUGUGUCAUGUCCACAGAUAAUCCCACACAGUUGCUGACCGCCCGCGAUUUGAGCCAACUGCGUGGCCAUCUGCAAUCCGGCGCAGCGGUGGCCUCCACGCCCACUUCUGUGGUGGCAGCGGCGACAGUGGCUGCCGCCCAUGGAUACCGCACCAUUGCACCACCACCCGCCAACAGCAGUAGCAACAGCACCACUAGCACCACAGCAACAUCAUCAUCUGCAGCAGCAGCAGCAGCAGCAUCUCCUGUAAUACCACCAGUUGUAUCCACAAGCAAUAGCAAUAUGCCGGCCAGUGCCUCAAAAUAUGUAUUUCUGCAACAUAAUGGUGGUUUUACGGCGUACGAUAGUUCUGCAACCACGACGGCCACGGGUAGUUCCGGACCCGUUGGAGCCACAGGUGGCAAUAUAGUACUCCUUGCCGCCGAGCCACUGGAAAUGGGUGCCUCCGGGGAGACGUUGGUCAAUGUGCGAACCACCGACGACGAUGGGGAGUUGCGUUCGCUGUCCUGGUUAAACGAUAGCAACCUGAUCAAGGGCAUUGUGACAACAACUGCAGGACAGGCGGGAAAACGUGGUGCAGCGGUGGCCAUCAAGACGGCUGCUGGAGCAGGCGCUACCAAUGGCAAUCUGUGCAUAGUCAGCGACUUGAUCGAAGAGUUGCCCACUAAUCUGAGUGAGUCCAGUGAACAGGAAGCGGCAAUAGGAGCAGCCAGCGGGUCAGCAGCUGUAUAUAGCACCACCACGGUGCACAAAGGAGCCAGCGGCACCACCACGGUGGUGGAGUACAAAGCUAGUAAAGCCAAUCAACAGCAGCAACAGCAGCAACAGCAACAGCAACAGCAGCAGCAGGCGGCCUAUUUGCCUACGUCAACGAGAACCACGAUGGUGGGUCAUGGUUACAUGCCAGUGGUGGUGAGCAGUGCAGCCAACCAACCCUUACUAUCGCCCGCCAAACAGCAGCAGCAACAUCAAAUCUAUGUGACCAGCAAUGGGAGCACAGGAAGUGCAGGAGGAACCGGUGGUGGGGCAGCCAUUUACAAGGCAGCCAACCAGGCGCUGUGCUCGCCAACCACCAGCAGCAGCAGCAACACCACCUCCCACCAUCCGCACAAAAAAUAUUUGCGCGAGAAGAUGCACGUCCAGAUGGAUCAUAGCAGUCAUGUGGGCUCAACGGUGACGGUGGUUAGUUCGCCGGCCUCCUCUAACAAUUCCUCGAUAAGCAGCUCCAGUUCGGCCUGCAAUUCGGGUUCCGUAUCCGGUUCAGGAUCCUCGACAGCGGCUGUAAAUGGGGGCAACAGCCCAGUACCCAAGGCCAGCAGUUUUAGCACUGUCUUCGAGGCAGUAAACUAUGCCACAUCGGCGGCUAGCAGCAGCAGCACGCCCAGCAGCCAAGUGAUACUCCAUGGUCAGGAGCCACCGGCAAUGGUGACAACCACGACUUUGAUCAGCGCCGGAUCCCUGCCGCCGGGCUAUAGCUUUGUUAACCACGUAGCCAGCACGCCGCAUAUCAUUUCUACGCCAGCCCAUGUUGCCUCACCUGAGACGCCGCCUGGAGCAGCCCUGUUGCCUGGAACGUACUACACCACCAGCACCACUGCAGCGGGCACGACCACAACAGCUUUACAGCCGCGCAGUCUGCAGUUAUCCGUUUCCCCGCCGCCGCCAAAUAUGACGCCCACGAGUCAGGUGCACAUUGGAACCCUUGGAGGAGGUCCAACAGGAUCUGGAGGAGGUCCGGCAGGAUCCGGAGGAGGAGGAGGAGUUAACCUGCGCAGCCCCAAUAGUUACAACAGCUACGACAACGAGGACUCGUUAAAGGAGUUCGAUCUGGUGGUCAGCUCACGGAUGCAUACAAGCACGCCCCAAUAUUCGGUAGCCAAAAACGGAACCAAUGGUUAUGGCAGUAGCAACAGCAAUGUGAAUGGCGGCCUAGCAGGUUCAAACACGCCACAAAAGCAAAAGCAUCCCAAUAACGUGCCAUAUGAUCCGCUAGUGCAUACUAAUAAUAAGCCGCCAUAUAGCUUUAGUUCCUUGAUCUUUAUGGCCAUUGAGGGUUCGAAUGAGAAGGCACUGCCCGUGAAAGAAAUCUAUGCGUGGAUUGUGCAGCACUUUCCGUACUUUAAGACGGCGCCCAAUGGCUGGAAGAAUAGCGUGCGUCACAAUCUGUCGCUAAACAAGAGCUUCGUCAAGGUGGAGAAGGCGCCUAAUAUGGGCAAGGGAUCGUUGUGGCGUGUGGAGCCACAGCAGCGCCAGAAUCUCAUCCAGGCGUUAAACCGAUCGCCCUUCUUUCCCAACUCUGCAGUGGAUAAGAUCAGUCCCUCGCUCAAAAGUCCUAGUGGUGGAUCCGGUUACGAUAGCCUGGAUGGCGGUGCAGUUCCCUCAAUUCAGCCAGUGGCAUCGGGAGCAGGAGGAGUUCCAGCUGCCGCGGUGGCUCUGUCCACGCCCACAAAAAGCAAUGGUCUGGUGUUGGCCAACGGUGCUAGUCAGGCUACCAACGCAGCCAGGCCGCAUAGUCCCGGCGGCGGUGGCAGUGGCAGUCAUGCCCGCUUCGAUCCCAAGCUCUUCCCCAAUCUGUCCAAGGCCUUCCGGAACAUACGCGAGGAUUCAGCCGGACAGCCUCUGCUGCAAGAUCCCCUCGAUGAUGAUUUGUCCGGGGACUAUCACAACAAUAAUAAUAACAAUGGCAGCAAAUACAACUAUGUGGGGUUGAAUGGAGCUGGAUCUGGAUCUGGCAGCGGAGGAGUUGUAGGUGUUGGUUCCGCCACUAAUGGAGCUUCUGAUGGCAUUAAUUUCGAACGAUUGGCUCGCGAUUGCGGUGCGGAUAGCAUGGACGACGUACAUGCGGCGGCGGCGAUGCUCUUCCUCAAACACGGACCAAAGGCCUUCAGUGAGCCCUACCAGAAUGGAAGUGCCCCGGUGAUUACGAGUUCUCCGAGCGAGGAUCACACCUAUUCGGCGGGCGGCAACAGCAAUGCGGACAGUGGUUCCUCCACGCCCCUGACCAAUGGAAAUGUCCUGGCCAGCGUAGCACAAGCGGUGGUUCAGGCCCAGAAUAACCAAGGAGCUGGAUCCGAUAGCAAUUGCGCCAGCUCGGAUGCUGCCUACGAUAGCAGUGAGGAGAAUCACAACAUCACGCCCGAGGAGAUGGCCGAUCGGCAGAGGCAUCGCGAUGGUGUGGACGCCCUGCUCUCGCUUUCCCGCUCCUCGAUUGUAGAGUGCGGUUCGGUGGCCACCACCCAUUAUCACAGCAACGGCAGCAGUGGCAGCAGUCAUGGAUCCCCGCACAAGCGAGCCUCGAGCCACAGUUUGGAGGAGGAGCACCUGCAGCAACACCGGGAGCAGCAGCACCAGCAGCAGCAUCAACAACAUCAGCAACAACAUCUUCAGCAGCAGCAACAUCAGCAACACCUCCAGCAGCAAUUUGGCAGCAAUCAAGCGGUCUACACCAAUGGCAGUGGCAGCAAAAUGGCUCUAUUGAGCAGUGCAGCUGCCAACGUGGCACUCGCCCAACAGCAACAGCAGCAGAUGCACCAGGACCUCUACUCCUCGCCGGCUGGGCAUACUGCCAGUUUGUAUCUGGGUGGACUGAACAAUCACUGCCUGCCUGGUGUAGGCGGUGUCGGUUCUGUGGGCGUGGCAGCGGGCAUGUUGCCACAGCAUUUGAGUGCUGCAAUGGUGGCUGCUGCAAGUAAAAAUAAGGUGAAACCGCUGCGAGCAUUACGCACCAAGAUCAAGCGAAAGUCCGCCUGGAUGCGGUGAAUAUGGCGGCAGGCUGGCGGCAAAUGGACCUAAUACAGCCAUAAAAAAAUGCCUCCCUACCACGACCCCUACCCGCCCCUGCGACCUAUUGUUGUCUCUUUCUAAAGCAAAAAUUGUUCAAAUCACAGAGCAUUUAGACUAAAAUUCAUAAUCUUAAAAGGGCUGAGAAAGAAAGCCAUUUUUUCUUUUUUGUUUUUUUGCUCUAACUUUUACCAAUUUAUUUUUGUGUGUUUUUACCCUUGCCCCGUGUUUGUUAUACAAAUUUUUGACUAUUUUUUUUUUAUUACUAUAAAUUUAGCCCUAAAUGUUUUUUUGACUUUACUUUUUCGCAAUCGAUUGUUGGCCAUUUAAAUUAUACUUGAUUAAAUAUUAAUGUUUGAUUUACUAGCCAUCCUAGCUGCAAUUUCAUAUAACUCUUAGCCCUUAAGUGCAAUUCUGAUCCUUUUUAGCUUGUAAUUUUAAUUUGUGCAAAUAUUUUACAAUUCAAUCGCAAAACGAGAAUACUUUUAAUGGCAACCAGAUAAGAAAACUAGAAUUAUAAUGGAAAAGUGUCUGGUUUUUUAAGACCCCAUAUUCGUUGUUAGCUUUUAAUACAUACAGAAAUCUAAAUUAUUCAUUUUAACUCGCGAAAUGAGGGACACAAACAAAGUAAACUUUUCCAGCGUAUCAGUGACAAGGUUUAUACCAAAAGAAAAUAAAACAAAAAAGAAAAAACACCAACAAAUUGAGCUAAGUAAGGAAAUCUAAGAAAAUAAAAACGAAAUAACGAAAAAAAAAUUGUAAAAAGCGCAAGAAAAAGGAAAAAAGCAAGAAAGCAAACGGAACGUUUGUACAAAGAGCAACCAGAAUUAAGAUAAAUUCUUUUUUUUUUCGGUUUUGUGCCGCAAAAAAUGUUUUUUCUACACUUAUAAGAAGCAAAACACCCUACUUACAUGAUCUAAAAACAAAACGAUUUACAAAUAUGUAUACACAUAGAAAAGAGUUAUAUAGAGAAACUUAAGAUGAGCCAAGCAAGAACCCACAAAAGGAACACACAUUUAGCGCCUUAUACAUUGAGUCCUUAGCUAAAAACAAAAGAGAGAUCUGUUGAAUUGUUUGAACUGCUUUGUUAUACGGAUGCAUGAGUACAUAUAUAUUCUAUAUCUAUAUAUCUAAGGUCCCAACCCUUUUUCCCCGCCCCACGACCCCCACACGACACUCAAGCAAAUGUUAAAUCAAAGAUAUUUAGUUUGUAAGCCAGGGAGAAAACGAAAAUCCUAUUUGUAAGCUUCAUUUAUAUGGUUACGUAGUUGAAAUGCUAAACAUUUGUUAAUGAGAAUCAAACCGUAAGCUAGCCGAUUUUAGUUGAAUGAACCUCCUCCAAUAUCCCCGCCCCAAGUGUAUAUACAGAAUGGAAAAAGAAAAGCUGUUGAAAUUAUGCUUACACAUCUUUACAUAGGCAUAUUGUGGAAACCAAGAAAUACUUAUUACCAUUUAAAUAAGCAAAGGAAGAACUUGACAAAGAACGCCCUAAGUGUAUACACUUCAUGUACCUUUUUAGCAAAAAGCAAAAACGCAAGAGCAAAGAUCGCAUUAAAUUAACAAUUACGAAACUAAAAUAAAUGUUGAUGUCAAAGAGAAACCAAUUUGCUAGUUGUUACAAACAAAAAAAAAGGAAAAAUGUUAAAAAUAUUGUGUUUCCUCAAAAACUUAUUAUUACGAUUAUGGUUUUUUUUUUUGUUUUUUAGUUUAAUUACGUAAGAAUAUUGCCUUGAAGCAUGUUUUGGGGAAAGAAAUGUGACUAAAAUAACAGAAGCGAGAACAACAAAAUAAUUGUAUACCUAGCUUUAACUUAAGGUCCUACAAAAAAAUCCCUAAAGCCCCUUUAUAACCCCCCUCUUCGCACGACACACAGUGAAAGACAAUCGCCGCCCGUGUUGUUGUCGUUGUCGCUUAAGUUUAAACAAAUUCUAUGUAGCUACGAGUAAUAUAUAUAUAACUUACACACAGCAAUAGCAAAGUACAUAUACGACAAAUAUUGUUAUACAACCUUAAGCUUUAGCCGAGAGAAGGUGGAAAACUAUCUUCCCGAUCCCACAACUCCUAUUACCUAUAUCCUAUAUCCCCAACAAAAAAAAACAACCGAUGAGCUAACCAGUUUUGUUAAUGUGUUUUUUCUUCUAUUUUAAUUAUUAUAUCGCAUUAUUAUUAUUAUUAUUACCGUAUAUAUAUUCAUGCUGGUAUAUAUAUAAUUGAUUAUACAACUUUUUUUGCGUACCAAAUACACACCAAUCAAAAUGUGAAAUAUUUUCUUUA